Molecule: messenger RNA, 2160 nt
Organism: Colletotrichum truncatum
Lineage: Eukaryota; Fungi; Ascomycota; Sordariomycetes; Glomerellales; Glomerellaceae
Biological process (GO): silent mating-type cassette heterochromatin formation
Cellular component (GO): SHREC complex; rDNA heterochromatin; mating-type region heterochromatin
Source: RefSeq, a predicted model, not a curated record
AUGACCGACCUCACAGAAUUCGCGAUUGUCAACAUCUGCCGUAGUGAUGGACAAGACACUGGUCCAGGCUAUUGGCCAGUACAGAAUGAUGCAGCCGCAAAAUCAGCGAAGAAGGCAGCUCCUCUGGAUAAGAUCCCGAGGGCGAAGCCUCAAAUGGUCCGGCUGGCUGAAGACGACCCGAGAUUUCAGGAAUGGCGCGUCAAGCUGGGCAUUCUGUUGAAACAGGAAUUGAAUCCUACAGAAGGUCUGCCAUGGCUCCUCAACUUCCCGCGAGGAUACUGGCUUUACGAGAAGUCUAAGCAUCUCUGGGUCUCUGGAUAUCCCGUGAAGUCUAAGCUUUACAAAAGUCCUCAAGAGUUUGGACUCCACCUGUUAUGGCUUCUUUCCAGCUCAAUGGAUCGUAUGGACUGCCGUUGUAUUCAUUGCAACAUUCGGGAAACACCAAACAUCGAAGAACUGACGCUUACGGAUAUCCCACGGGCUCUACCGGGGCCGGCAAACGCGCAACCGCCGUCCAAGAUGCGCAAGAUAACACCACAGCUGCCGUUGAGUCGAACUGCAUCUCCAACCCCUGCUAUUGCAACACCGCCUACAGCCACGAAGAAGGAGACGCCUGUGCCCAUACCGAUGCCAGCAGCCAAGAAAGAAACCCCAGUACCGGUGCCAACGAUUCCUCCUCGCGCGGCUGCAACAACUCUUCCAGCCCAAACUCCGGCGCCAGCCCCCGCCCAAACACAAGCACUGGUUCAGCCCCUGCAACAGCCUCAUGCACCACAACCUCAAGUACAACAGCUCCAUGUACAGCAAUCUCAGAUUCAACAGACUCAAUUGCAGCAACCCCAAAUGCACCAGCCUCAGAAACAGCAGACUCACGUACAGCAGCCUCAGGGGCAGCAACCUCACAUUCAGCAGCCUCACGGACAGCAGCCUCAUGUGCAGCAACCUCCUGUGCAGCAAUCCCCCGUGCAGCAAGUACCAUUACAACCAACCCAGGCUUCUCCUGUACAAGCACAGGCCCGGCCUCAACCUCCAGCCCAGACUGCUGUCCAACCUCGAGUUCAAACGCCAGUACAUCAAGCUCAGCAGGGUGUUACCCAGGCUCCUUAUCAACAGACGCAAUUCCCUCCCUACCCUCCGCCAUUCCUUGGGGUACAGCCGGCCCCGCUGUUCCGCGUUGGAGAGAUGGUGUGGUUCCAGAUGUCUUCCGGUUGGCGUCUAGGUAUCGUGGCAGCUGCCGGGAUUGUCAACCCCAAGACUAACAAACCUGAGACUCUGCAAAUACUACCUAUAUCUCAUUACUUGUUCAAUCAGGCUCCAGUCCACCUGCUCGAAGCCUCAGCGCGCCCAUUCCUCGCUUUCUCCGUCCCCAAUGUGGGCAUUCCUGACCUACAGGGUAAGCCAUACGAUGAAGUUCCGUGGGACUCGUUCCUCAGCACUCUAUCUGCCGACGACACACAUCGUCGCGAAGUCAUUCUCCUUGACUCAUCAAAAAUGGCCGCUCAAAAAGUCGGCCAAUCCUACUCUCUCUUUACGUGCGUCUCUAAAACCGAAGACGGCAAGAAGACCGAUUACAACGGCAUCUUCCUCGGCGCAGAACGCAUCGAGCUCGGUGACGUCUUACGAAUACGCGUCUCCGCCGACCAGGGCCUCCCUGAGCCAGCGACGAGCCUCUCGGACGCCAUCCUCGGCCUCCGCGAGAUCUGCACCGCCGUUGACAUGCCUGGCGCGGUCUUCUUCAAGGGCGACAUCUAUCAGCCCAUCACUGGAGAUGCCAUGCCCGUCGGCGGCGUCCCCGUGCCCGAGGACAAGCUCCCGCGCCCGCUCCGUGAGGAGAGUGCCUUUCGCAAUAAGUUCGCUCCCACCGAGCGCUGGCGCUGUGUCCUUCUUAGGCACAAUGCUGUACUCCGUGAAGGCGAUCUCAAGGGCCGGUUCUACCCGACCCAUAAGCUUCUUCCGCUGCUUGAUGGCCAGGCAAAGGUGUCGGUCGAGGUGCAAAAGGGUAUCAUCCGCGACGCGCAGCAGCGGCUUAACCAACGCAUUGAUACAUUCAAAACGGGGUACAUUGGCCGGAAGAACUCACGCGCUGAGACGAUUGGUCCGGCGUUGCCGCCCGGUAGUGUUAUCCAAUUCGGACCCGAGGUGCGGGAGGAGGAGGCCUAG